CGCCUCGGCAAGGCGCUCGCGCAGCUCGGCGUCGCGUCGAGGCGCGCGAGCGAGGACCUCAUCUUCGCCGGGCGCGUCGCGGUGAACGGCGUCGUCGUCACCGCGCCGCAGCAUCACGUCGUCCUCGCGGACGACGUCGUCGCGGUGGACGGCAAGGUGAUCCAAGGAGGCGUGGAGGAGACGCGCGAGCACCUGUACUUCCUCCUGAACAAGCCGAAAGGGUACAUCUGCGCGAACGCGAAGAGCCCGAACAAGCCGCCGGGCAAGGGCGAGCGCGGCGGCGGCGCGAGCGGCAAGCUCGUCAUGGACCUCUUCGACGAGUGGAAGGCGGCGUGGCGGAAGAAGCAUCCGAAGAGGCUGCCGCCGCGGCUCUUCACCGUGGGGAGAUUAGACGUCAACACGACCGGGAUGCUGCUCGUGACGACGGACGGGCAGUGGUGCCAGCGCGUCGCGCACCCCAAGUCGGAGGUGGUGAAGAGCUACGUCCUGACCGCGAGCGCGAGGCCGACGAAGGCGCAGAUCAGGGCGAUGGCGGCGGGCGCGGAGGUGGACGGCGCGUUCGUCAAGCCGGUGAACGUCCGAAGUAUGGAUAACGACCGCGACGGCGGGCCGCCGAACCGCGUCCUCGUCGAGGUGGUCGACGGAAGGAACCGCGAGGUCCGACAGCUCGCGUCGAGCGCGGGCGUGGACUGUAAAAAGCUGAAGCGGGUGCGCGUCGGCGGGUUGCGGAUG
This is a messenger RNA of Micromonas pusilla CCMP1545, 732 nucleotides long. RefSeq lists its product as uncharacterized. The transcript has 2 exons. Gene Ontology annotation, molecular function: pseudouridine synthase activity; RNA binding. Gene Ontology annotation, biological process: pseudouridine synthesis. The record is from RefSeq and is a predicted model, not a curated record. Lineage: Eukaryota; Viridiplantae; Chlorophyta; Mamiellophyceae; Mamiellales; Mamiellaceae. The annotation marks the transcript as partial.